Purpureocillium takamizusanense is the source of this 2295-nucleotide messenger RNA. RefSeq lists its product as uncharacterized. NCBI's taxonomy places the organism in Eukaryota, Fungi, Ascomycota, Sordariomycetes, Hypocreales, Ophiocordycipitaceae. The transcript has a single exon. Bases 1 to 2295 code for a protein of 764 amino acids. The record is from RefSeq and is a predicted model, not a curated record.
AUGGUUCAACCAGCCAUUGUCCGGGGUCGUGCCUUUUCGGCGGCGGCGUCGUCGUCAAGACCAGAAGAGGAUGCGCCGCCUCUCCGCGCCGUCGCCGCCAGGUCGAACCCGAACUCCUUCAUUCUCCAUCGUCGCAGUCACACCGGCUGGGAUACGCCUUUGGCUUCGGACACGCCGGCACGCCCCAAAUCCUCGGCCAACUUGCUGAGCACGGCCAGUAACUAUUACGCGGGCGACCUCCACGACACGCUGCUGCUGGGCGAGGCAGCCAGGAGUCGACGAGCCAGAGAUGACAUUCAGGCUCUGGUUGAUUUCCUGCAGAAUCACCCGCCCCCUCCCGAUAACUUCAUGUCGAUUCCCUAUGGCGACAAUGGCGAGGACGAACGGAGCCGGUGGGCCAGGCUCAAGAGAAUCGGUAGGAGGAGCAAGUCGAUGCCCCGAGAGCCGCAGCAUAUCCAACUGCCCGACUCGGCCGUCUCAGGCGUCACCAUUGGCGGCCACCGACACAUUGCCAUUUCUAUUCCCCUAAAGGCCUCUCCAUUUGGAGAUGCCGCGCGUUCCCAAUACCCAGUCUACCCUCAACAAGACCUCUCCAUGGGCACGCCCAGCAAGGAGGCCGUCCGAACUUACACAAAUGACAAGGGCGUCGUGACAGUUUUACGGCCGGUCACGGAAGUCUCGGAGCCAUCCACCGACUCUGUUUCGAGCCCCAAGCCUUCUUCUUAUGCCGUUCAACGAAGCAUCAGCCAGCGAGCCGCCGGGUACCUACCGCCAAGCCGACGACCCGGUGCCGACAAGCCUCACGAUUACAUCGGGGUCCUCCCGACCCAGCUUGAUAGCCCGCUCCUCGAUGACGGCUCGGCCCCUUGGAACCGUGCGCCGUCGCGAGGGGAGCCUUCGGAUUCGGUGCGUGGGCGGCAGUCCUGCCAGUCGUUUCAGCGGUCUGCCUACCCGGCGCGGGGAUCUAGCAUGAUUGCCGGCCGCAACCUGCAACAGCCACUCUCGAUUGACGGACUGCUAUCCCAGCAAGAGCGCGAGCGAAGUGCCAAAUACGGCCCUCGUGAGGGCAAUUUUUUGGGCUCCAACACGAUGCAAAAGGGAGCUCUAGAUGCCUUUACGGGGUCCGCGAAACAAAGGCCAGCACCAGUUGUCACGGGCGGAAUGCUGGACGAAGGUGACGUACAAGACGGCAAGAAUCAAUCUUUGACUGUGAUCUCGGACAGCCCAAUCAUCUGCCGCCGGGAUGACUCGCCGCCACCUACCCCCGGGUCAACGAGAAGCCGAAAGGACCUUGUCCGAGACCGGAAACGACGUGAUAUAGAAGCCGUACGCAGCGCAAACUAUAGGAAACAGGAGGACCAACAAGAGACGCGACCUAAACAAGAUUCACGCGACGGUCAAGCGCGCCGGCAGGCGUCAACAAAGUCUAAACGAGAGCCCGCGCAUCGACUCACGAUCAGCAAUAUGAUGGUGGUGCUCGACGUCGAGCCUAGCCCAUCCUUGAAUGGGGACCGGACUGGUCCCCGGCCAGAGGCAGCCCUCGCUACGGGUGGUAGAGACAAGCGGAGGAUCUCUCAAGAUCCCGCGGCCACAUCGGACGAUGUCAACGUCCUGACCCCACCAGUCUCGGCGAGCAGCUCAUCACCGCAACAGCACAGCGCCAUGGACCGGACCUCGUUGACGCGUCGACGGGAAUGGAAGGCGAUUCGUGAAAAGGAGCGCAACGCGCGCGAUGCGGUGCUCCUGGCUCGGGCUCGGGCGAAGCGCCUUGCCUCUGCACCUUCAUUCGAUGAAAGCCAAACUUCGCAAACCGACAAGGAGAUUAUGCGGCUAUAUGAGGCAUACCGUGAGCAUCGCCUGCGAGACAUGGAACGCCGCCUGCGGCGCUUGGAACGCAAUGGCGACGUAUGGCUACGGGCCCUGGUGCCUGUGCUGGACAACAUGAACCGCACCAUGGCCGCUACCGCGAACGAGGAGGAGCCCCUGGACAACGGGCGAGACUGGGCGUCGGACGACGAUGCGAUCAGCGCCGUGGAGCGAAUGGGGCGCGAGGCCGGGCGGCGCGAGGUGACGCGGCGUGCGAGCCUUUCGCAGGGCAGGCUUUUGGACAAGACGGCGACUCACCAGAAGGACGAGGACGAUGGUUGGAGCGACAGCAUAAGCCGGAGCGACGACAUGAGCGGUUUCGGCACCAUCGAGCCGCUGAUGAGGGAGCUUGCUGGGGAGGCCCGGCGACGGGAACGGCGGGCUCGCUCCCUAGGCAUCACCAACGAGGAUGCCUACCAUGCGAUAUGA